Molecule: messenger RNA, 1517 nt
Organism: Apis mellifera (honey bee)
Lineage: Eukaryota; Metazoa; Arthropoda; Insecta; Hymenoptera; Apidae
Gene: scf
Product: calumenin
Exons: 4
Coding region: 317-1291 (324 amino acids)
Cellular component (GO): endoplasmic reticulum
Molecular function (GO): calcium ion binding
Source: RefSeq, a predicted model, not a curated record
UGAUAGCAUUCGAUACAACACAAGCUAGGCAGCAGCAUCCUAUAUGAGUGUAAUAUACUCUUAUGAUGCUUGCGAUAUGGAACAAAGACAUUUCAGCAUCAGCAUCAGAAAUGGUUUCUAAAAUGAAUAUACAGUUGAGAAGUGGGGAUGUAGCGUCAAGCAAGACAUUAAGCUUUGCUGAUGUGGAAGUUCGAGUAAGCUGAACUAAAACUAAAAAAGAAGCUAUCAUUAGUACUUUUAAUAAUUAAGAUUCCAAUAAUUUUGUUCAUUUGCAAAUUUUGGAUACUCUUUUCAUAUUCUCGUGCUCACGUGCGUUAUGCAAGAAUUCAUGCUUCUCCAAAUUCUGAUUGGUUUUUCUUUCUUGGCAACGGCAAUUCCGAAGCCGGAAAAUGAUCACAAGCCGCGAGUUAUUAAUAAGGAACCAAACAGUGAAGAACAUUAUGUCAAUUCUCAACAUAAUCCUGCCUAUGAUCAUGAAGUUUUUUUAGGUGAAGAAGCAAAAACUUUUGAUCAGCUUACUCCUGAAGAAAGUACAAGAAGAUUAGGAAUAAUAGUUGAUAAAAUAGAUAAAGAUAAUGAUGGUUAUGUUACUGGAGAAGAACUUAAAGAUUGGAUAUUAUAUUCUCAACGGCGUUACAUACGGAACAAUAUUGAACAUCAAUGGAAAUCUCAUAAUCCUGAAGAAAAAGAGAAGCUUCCAUGGACAGAAUACUUAGCAAUGGUUUAUGGAGAUAUGGAUGAACAGGAAGCAGAAAAUCACGAAAAAUCUAAAGAUAAUACUUUUUCGUAUGCUGCUAUGCUUAAAAAAGAUCGCAGACGUUGGACAGCUGCAGAUUUAGAUGGUGAUGAUGCUCUUACAAAAGAAGAGUUUGCUGCUUUCCUUCAUGUAGAGGAAGCUGAUCAUACAAAAGAUAUUGUAGUAUUAGAAACCAUGGAAGAUAUUGAUAAAGAUGGUGAUGGAAAAAUAUCUCUUUCAGAAUAUAUUGGUGAUGUAUAUGAUGGUGCAGAAGGCGAAGAAGAACCAGAAUGGGUAAAAAAUGAAAAAGAGCAAUUUUCCAUGUAUCGUGAUAAAGAUGGUGAUGGUUUCUUAGAUUUGGAAGAGGUUAAAACUUGGAUUAUUCCAGCUGAUUUUGAUCAUGCAGAGGCAGAAUCUCGUCAUCUCAUAUUUGAAGCAGAUACAGAUGCAGAUCAAAAACUAACUAAAGAUGAAAUAUUGAAAAAAUACGAUAUUUUUGUUGGUUCUCAAGCAACUGAUUUUGGUGAAGCAUUAACCAGACAUGAUGAAUUCUGAAUGAUAUCAUACAUAACUUUCAAAUAAUACUCUUAGAAAUAAACAAAAUAACAUAAUUGAAAUAUGAAGAACAUUUAUAAAGCAUUUAUUAGAGAUAUUUAUCUUUACUAAUAGAUUAAGAAUCGAAAAUGGCUGAUUUUUAUUUACCUCAUUGUAAACAAAAAAUCAUUACAUCAAAAUGUAAAUAUAUAUUAAUCAUUGUAAUAAAUUUAAAAUAUUUUAAAUA